Molecule: messenger RNA, 2329 nt
Organism: Labrus bergylta (ballan wrasse)
Lineage: Eukaryota; Metazoa; Chordata; Actinopteri; Labriformes; Labridae
Product: ly6/PLAUR domain-containing protein 1
Biological process (GO): acetylcholine receptor signaling pathway
Molecular function (GO): acetylcholine receptor inhibitor activity
Source: RefSeq, a predicted model, not a curated record
GAGUAAACUGAAGGAGACAUUUUUCUCUGUCUGUUUGACUUUGUUAAAGUUUUAUCCAAAUGAAGAAAUAAUUUAGUUUCAGCAGCAGCCGCAAACGGAGUACGAUAAGUUUGCAAACUACUUAUAUUAAAACACCCCAACAGUGGAUUCAAUAAGGUUUCUCAGUUGUUCCUGAUUACACGUUGCACAGAAAAGUCGUGCACGUGCGCGUGUGCGUGCGUCAGCGUCGGAUAAGAGAGGUGAAGCAUCGCAGGAGGUGUCAGGCUCACCAUGCAGGGCUGCCAGCUGCUCCUCUGCGCCUCAGACCCGGAGAAGCUCCGCCGCUCAUGUGUCUGCUCAGAGUCACAGUAAGCGGACCAUGCGGCUGUUCAGCGUCUCCACUCUGCUGCUCUUCUUCUCCAGCUCAGGGCUGGCUCUGCAGAUUCAGUGUUACCAGUGUGAGGAGAUGACACACGACUGCUCCACGCCAGAGUUCAUCGUCAACUGCACCGUGAACGUGCAGGACAUGUGCCAGAAGGAGGUUCUGGUGAAAGAUGAUGGUAUACACUACCGUAAAUCCUGCGCCUCUUCAGGAGCCUGUCUCAUCGCCUCCUCUGGGUACCAGCAGUUCUGCACCGGCAAACUCAACUCAGUGUGCAUCACCUGCUGCAACACGCCGCUGUGCAACGGACCACGCCAGAAGAAACGACCACAACCGUCUGCAGCCAUGACCCUGAGCACAUCGCGGCUGCACGUGCUUCUCCUCCUCCUGUUGUCCGUCCUGUGCUGACAGGCCUUCAUGUACUGACAUAAAAUGUGAAUAACGACAUGGAACUUUAUCAGCUAGGACAAUGAAGACUUUGACAUGCAUACUCUUCAAGGCGUGUGGAAACUCUGUACAGUAUUUGUUCGUUUCACUCCCUGGAUUUAUGUCACAGCUCACUUCUAAAGCUCAUGAGGUAAAAAUAAAUAUUGUCGGCACAUACCUGGAAACUCUUAUCAGCAUGUCUCCUUCACAAAUAUGAUCUUCUCAGAGCUACAAAGGUGGCUGAGUAAGGUGAUGUGGAGGACAGUGCGAUGGAUGAAACAGCUUCUGGCUGUUUUGCUGGGCGGCAGGUGGCUCGGUCUCAUGUGUUUUGUUUACUCACACUACAAGAACAAAACAAAUUGUUCUUCAAAAUAAAUGGCUCUAAACUGGAACCGUCAUCACAUUUGCUGUAAUUAUUACGUAAAAAGAGAAUGUGUGAUGUGUUUGAUAAUGAUGCUGUUUAAUGAUUGUGGAGGGUAUUGUGCCGUAGGGGGGACGAAAAGGUAUCUGAAGAAGAAUUCAAGCCUGUUUUCACUCCCAGCUUGUCAAAAAACAGCAGCUCCUUGUGCUUCAAAAUUUGACGUUGAAGGUUCCCAUGCAGCCUCUCUCUCUGGACCCUCUCGUAGUCUUUUAUCUGUUUGAUGCUCUUAAAGUCGGGUAAUGUAAUAUGUAGAGGAAGUCUGCUUUCUGUGGCAGGAAGACAAACAGAGGUUGAAGAACAGGGGUACCACUGGAAAGGAAAAACUUCCUUUUAGGCCUUUAGUGUCCGCUAACGCCUUUUUCUUUUUCUCGCUGGUAGCACUCAUGAUCUCUGUUUCAGAGCGCUUCUCACCACCGUUUAUGGUUACGAAAGUUGACCCACACUUCCCUCUGUAUUUAGCGUUAGGUCGGUUUUAGAAAGCUCUGUGUGCUUAUUUUUUUACUUUUAUUCAAGGACCAAGAAGAAAACAUGACAACAAUGUUAACGUAUCGUAUCCUGGCAUGAACAGGAGCUCUUUACCAUGAAACUGUACCCUCAAACAGACGAGUCAGAUUAGUGUCUCCUACACCAUUGUUUUUGACGAAGCUGAUCUAUCUUCUUGAUUUUUAUUGGGCCACACACUGGAAGCUUCUGGAAAGUCGUAAAGUUCUGUUUUUCAUUUGCCUACAAAUAUUGUACAUAAAGCUGUGAGCAUGCAGAUUUCUACAAACAUGAUACAAACUUUGGACCACAUGCUACUGCAUCAAAAAUGACUGAAGGUGGAUCAGUAUAAAGCAUCACAUAUGAACAGGAAGUAUCUGCAGCACCUACAUGUCGCUGUGUUGUUGUAUGUGCAUCUUUUGGUUGUUCCACCCAAAGGUCAGUUUGGGAAGAGAAGGAAGUUUCUGAGGUAAUCCUUUAAAGGUUUACUAUACGACACUCAGAGCAAAUUUUCAGACCAAAACAAAUGCCCCCCACCCCACCUCCUGUCUCCACACUCUCCUCACCCGUCUGUCAGGUGUCAUUAUUUCUGUAAGGCAGAGAGAGCAGCAGACAAGAGCUAAUAAACAUAUGAACACAGA